Molecule: messenger RNA, 555 nt
Organism: Rosa rugosa (rugosa rose)
Lineage: Eukaryota; Viridiplantae; Streptophyta; Magnoliopsida; Rosales; Rosaceae
Product: OPA3-like protein
Exons: 4
Coding region: 43-555 (170 amino acids)
Biological process (GO): regulation of lipid metabolic process
Cellular component (GO): mitochondrion
Source: RefSeq, a predicted model, not a curated record
UCAACAUCAUCAUCAUCGAGUCACUAUCAGAGCACCACCAUAAUGCUUCCAUUGAUGAAACUCGGAACUCUGGCCAUCAGAACAAUUUCAAAGCCCAUUGCUGCUCGCCUCAAAACACAUGCUGCCGUGCACCCCAGGUUUCGUGCCGCCAUCAUCUGGAUGGCCCAGACAAAGUAUCGUUGGGCGACACAAUUGCAAAGACGUGUGCAAUAUGGACGUGCAAUAAAUGUUGCGAUCCGCCCUCUCGAUGAAGCAAAAGCUAUUGCAGCUGCUACGGAUUUUCUUGGAGAACUUGUCAUCUUCACUGUUGCAGGACUUGCUAUUGUGUAUGAGGUGAAUCGGAGCUACAAAUCAGAGGCUAAGAAGGAGGCACAACGCAAGCAAGAAUUAGAGGCACUGAAGCUGAAGGACAGAGAUUUAGAAAAAGAAGUGGAAUCUCUAAGGCUCAAGCUGCAAGAAAUGGAGAAACAAUUACAAAGAAGCAGCAGCUGGCUGGAUUACUUGAGGCUAUCAGUACUAUUCCGACAAGCUGCUGAACAACAAAAGACUGCAUAG